Vanessa atalanta (red admiral) is the source of this 5753-nucleotide messenger RNA. RefSeq names its product inversin-A. NCBI's taxonomy places the organism in Eukaryota, Metazoa, Arthropoda, Insecta, Lepidoptera, Nymphalidae. Gene Ontology annotation, cellular component: ciliary inversin compartment. The coding region runs from base 1 to 4419 and encodes 1472 amino acids. Gene Ontology annotation, molecular function: protein binding. The transcript is spliced from 8 exons. The record is from RefSeq and is a predicted model, not a curated record. Gene Ontology annotation, biological process: protein localization to ciliary inversin compartment.
AUGGAAAAGCGCGAAGUGAGCGGCCGGGGCGAGCCCAUCCCGAGCAUACUAAAAAAUUCUAAAAAGCAUCGUACAGGAGGCGAUCUCGUCGAUAAAAGUACUAAGAUCAGACGAGAAAAGAACGGCUUCAAAAAGGGUGAUGCAAACAUCCCUCUGCCGCAAGGCUGCACACCACUUAUGUACGCCUGUCAACAGGCGAACUAUAAAUCUGUUAUUGAUAUACUCAAUAAAGAUCCGUCAUCGGUACGUAUUCGUGAUCGCAGUCUACGUUCCGCGCUGCACUACUGUGCUUCAAGCGGCGCGGGUGCAAGCCAGGCAGCGCGUGCCGCGUGCGCAGACCGCGUGCUAAUGGCUGCUCCGUCGCUGGCUGAUGCGCGUGAUGCUGAUGGUCUAACACCGUUACAUUUAGCUGUUGUUCACGGCAACGUACCACUCGUGCAAACGCUACUGGCUGCGGGUGCAGAUGUCAACGCGAAGGAUAACGAACAGCAUACCGUUGUUCACUGGGCUACAGUUUGUGGCGAGGUGGGAGCACUAAGAGCGGUGUUGGCCGCAGGGGCUGACGCAGCGACUCCAGACCAACACGGUGGAUAUCCCUUGCAUUACGCCGCGCAAAUGUGUGGAGCACCUGCUGCUACAGAUCACCAGAGCAGAGGAGCAGCCUUGGAAGUGCUCCGGGCUUUAGUAAAAGAAGGCGAUGCGAGAGUAGAAGUCAGGGACGCAGAUGGUCGUACGCCACUACUGUGGGCUGCAUCUGCCGGCUCAGCUGCCGCAGUGUUAGCGUUACAUCAAGCUGGCGCAAGUGUUGACGAUGCUGACAGAGAUGGGUUAACAGCUUUACACUGUGCAUCGGCGCGAGGACAUACAGAAGCCCUAGAAACAUUAGUAGGUCUUUGCGGUGCUCGUGUUGAUGUCGCCGACUCGCAUGGUUGUACUCCACUACACUAUGCCGCUGCAUUAGGUCAUGCAGACGCAACUUCUGCUUUGUUAGUUCAUGGGGCAGAUGCUCAUCGACAGGAUCGAAGAGGCAGAAGUCCUGCUCAUACAGCAGCUGCUAAAGGACAAAUUGAGACUGUACGCAUUCUUGGAGCCAGAGGUACAAAUCUAUGGUUGCGAAAUUCAAAAGGUGAUCUGCCAUUACACGAAGCUGUUGCAUCAGGACGCCGAGAAUUAGUAAAAUGGUUAUUAGAUGGAAGACCGUCACAAGUAAAUGCAACGAAUCAUGAAGGACGAACACCUCUUCACAUUGCUGCGGCUACCGAUAAUGCUGAUCUUUGCCGUCUGUUAUUAGAUCGGGGAGCAGAAGUGAAUCCUGUUGCUAGAUCAUCAAAAAAUGAACCUUUGACACCUUUAGAUUGUGCAACAAGUAGGGGUCAUCGGUCUACUGCAAAAUAUUUACAAAUGCAAGGUGGAUUACCUGCUACAAAACUUUCAAAUACACAUAUUGUAAUUGAUGCUGCACCAAUAUCUGCGUUACCAACGAGAAAAGUAACAAGUACAAAAAUAGAUGUACGUGAUCGGAUUCGAAUAGAAAAACGUGAAGUAGUUGAAUUGUCAAGUCCAGUUUCAGACAGGAGGCGUAUUAUUAAAAGGGAUAAUAUAGAGUCAAAGAGUUGUAGUAGUACCUCAUCUGAAGAUCGUAAAAUGAGAAAGAAAACAAAGAAAUACGGGGACAGAUAUUCUGAACGCAGACAAAAGCGUAUAGAAAAACAACGGAGUUUUAGUGAUGGUUAUGAUAGCGAGUACGAAUUAUAUGACAAAUUCCCUGAAAAAGAACAGAAAAUUAAAAGAGAUACAAAAGAUAAGAAAAGUAGAUCAAAAAGUGAACCAUCUCGAAGGAGUAGAAGUUGUGCAAGAUAUCGUCAUCGUUAUUAUCGGUCUUCAUCAGGAAGUUCAUCGGAAACACCGAGUUAUUCAAAAAAAAGAAAAAGUAGGCGACAUCGAAAGCGAAGUAAGCGGAAAUCAACGUCAACAUCAGACAGUAGCUCUGAAUCAAGCGAACGUCAAAGCAUGAAACGUAAGGGGAAAAAAACGUCUAUUAGAAUCGAAAACGAUAGUGAAAAACAAAGCGUGAAUAUUGUUAAAUUUAAAAAUAUUAACAAGCCUCAAGAUAUUGAAGCAGAAGAUAAUAGUAAAAGUAAAAGUCUACCCUCUAACUCGUUCGAAACAAACUUAGAAAUCGAACCAGUAACAGAAGCCGAAGUAUCAAGAAAUAAAGCUCACAGUGAAACAGAAACUGAUACAAUAUCAGUUAAAACUAAUAUGGUAAUUACAGAAGCUCAAAUUCAUAUGGAACGUGAAUCUAGUCAGCAUGGGAAUUCUGAGCUAACUGUCACUUUGGAUUCAUCGAAUAAUGUUUCAAUAGAAACUACAAAUUUAUCUGUUAUGCAUAAAGAUUUAGAUGAACAAUCAAAGCAAGAUGAUAAAACACAAAAAGAAGAAGAUUUUCAGAGCAAUGUGAUAGAAGAAAAGGUAGAGAUAAAAGCGCUGGAUAAAAUCGAGCCAUCUACUGAAAAGGAUACAACUGAAAAAAGUUUCAGUUUGAAAACUGAUGAAGAAGAUAUAACUAAAACUAUUCAUGAUUCCGAUAAAGUAAAAGAUGAAUCUAAUUUAAAAAGUGAAAUAGAUAGACCUGAUUCAUUAAAAGAAGUAGAUAAAGAACCAGAAACUCUUGAAAAUGAACAAUUAAUAAUAGAUAAACACACGAACGAUGAAACACAAAAUGCACAAAUACAACAAAGAGACAGCAAUGACAAUAGUUUAGAUAUAAAGAAAAUAACAUCUUUUCAAAUUUUAUCUGGCCCAGAUAAAAUUAAUUCUGACAGUAAAGAUGAUUCUAAGUCAAGUAUAGAAAAUCUAGGUAAAGAUCAAGAAGACAAGAGUUCACCGAGCGUAUCUUUUUCAAACAAAGACGAAAUAAUCAAAAUUAAGGAAUCAGAUAAUGCCUCCGAAUGUUUAAUGGGAGAGCAUAUUAUAAAUAACAAAAAUGAUGAAAAAACUGAAAAAGAACUUCUUAAGCAAAGUGAAAGUGUUUUAGCAAAAGAUCAUGAUGAAGUUCUAACUAUUUCUAAAGCCGCUAGCAGUGAAGAUAUUCAAAUUCCUGAUAAAGGUAUUAUAACAAUACUAGAUAAUGAUACAAUAAAUCAGGGUCCAGAUGAAAGAGAUUGUGAAACAAGUCUACCACUGUCACAAAUUUCUCCUAGGCGUAUUAGUAAAUCUUCAAAAGAUAGUCAAGUAAGCAGUAGAAAAAGCAGUAUUUAUGAAACCGAAAGUUAUAAAGUUCUAUCGGAUACUGUAGGUACGGCUGAGUUAAGCGUCGGAAUAUUGAAAAAAUCAAACACUAUGGGCGAAGAAACCAUGCGCGCUGUAAGAGAAAGUUCAUUCGGAAGAAUCCCCAGUAUAAGUGAUAAUGAAAUUUACUAUAGUCUAUCAGAAGCAAAUGGUCGGAGGAAACGUUUUCGGAAGAAAGGUAGAUUGAAAAGUAGAAUUACUAUCAGGUCAAAAAGUGAGAAUUCGGAAAGAGGUUAUGAAUCUAGCGGCUUAAUGGAUUCUGGUUUUGAACCGAGUCCACGCCCAGUUCAACGUUUUAUUAUGAGCCCAAGACUUAAUGCGUACUACCAACAACGCAGGAGUGCAAGACAUAUAGGAAAAUCUGACAGUAAAAUACCGGUUCGAAAACCAGGGGAUAAAAAAGCUGUAGAUAUGAAGUCUGUCACACAAAGAAUACAAACAAAUAUGAGGAGAUAUUACUGCGAACGAAAAAUCUUUCAGCAUUUAUUAGAACUUAAACGUUUACAAAUAAGGACAAGUAAAGCUAAUGAGGCUGUCUUAGUGAAAAGGGCUAUUGAUGAAUUUAACAAAUCUAGUCUAUCGAAUGUUGGGUUGGGUCCUUAUAAUAGCACCGAUUAUUCAUUUAGCAGUUUUGAAAAAUUUCUAUAUGAAAGUUUAAGAAAACUACAAAAAAGUGGAAAGCGACAUUUGGAUAAUUUACCUGAAAAGGCAAUAGAUUUUGAUUAUGGAGAAAGUGAAUUAUACAAAAUGAGUGCUAUCCCUGAUAACCCAUGCCUAUGCACGAGUAAAACUCAUCGGUGUUUUCAUGCAGUACAUGCUUAUACAGGAAUUCCUUGCUCCGCAUAUAUUCCCUAUAAAUGGAAUCACCACACAAUGCCCAAGCCAGCUACAGCAGGUACAAGUAAAUCUAAAGGAUUUUUACCCAAAAUUAAAUCGAAACCACCGUCUGGAAAAGCACACGUAACUCUGGAAGUGUCACAUGGUACAGAAAGACAACUUAUAGCCUUACCAGCUGAGAAAUUGGAUAAAAAUAAAAGGUAUUAUGUAACGUUUACUGUCAAAGGUUCUGAACCACCAUCUGACGAUAACGCUUCUCCCAAAUCAUCAACCAAGACGAAAAGUGGGUGAUAUUGAUAAACCGAUACAGUAAACAUAGUAUUAACAGAUUGUUAUAUUAUAUAUUAAUUUAAAUAGUUAACACAAUUUGCACAAAUGAAUAAAAGAGGAUCUAUAAUAUUUAGAUAAAUUAAAAUUUAAAAUAUUAAAUAUACUCAUUCGGUUGUGUUAUAUAUUUUAUGUAAAUAGAUUAAAUUCAUUUUUGUUCGACAUAUACCGAAUUUAUUUUUAUUGUAACUAUAUAUUAUGUAAAAUGUUUUGAAUGAGUAUCCAUUUUUUACCCAAAAACAACUUAAUGGUACAAAAGCCCGUGAACGCGUCACACCUUCAUUACCUUACUCCGAUUUUCAUACGAAUUUAGCCUGGCUGCUUGCGAAGCAUAUUUAAACAUUUAACCGCGUUAAUAAUGAAAUUAAUACAAAAAAUAGAUUUUAGAAAGUUAAUAAUAGUUUAAUUUAUGAAAAUAUAAGUGUCUUACGAGGAGUCACAGAAUAUAUCGAAAAAUCAUGCUUUUACUGUGAUGUUUUAGUGUAUUUUAUGCAUCUGUUACCAUCGCAUCGGUUGAAGGAAUAUUAAUCUUUACCUAAACUUAAGAUAUAGCCUGCAAGGGCUCUUGCUCUAUGAUCAUUUUAUUAACAAUCUGUGCAAACUAGUUUUAAGUGAAAUACAAAAUAUGUGUAAUUCUCUUUGACUUAUUACUUCUCCAAAACCAUUAAAUCUUAUUUCAAGUACUUUAGCUAAAUCACAUUAUUGAUAAGUAAUUUGUCACAUUUAUUAUAUGUAUUUAUAUCGUGAAACAAAUAACAAUAUUUUUGAUAAUUUCAAGUAAUAAGUAUAUUUUUCUAUUAAAACGGCUGAUUCAAAUUUAUAUAAUAAAGUAACUGAUGUAUCAUAUUUUGGAACUAAUCGAUCAUUAUCAUAAGUAUCACUGCCAUUUUAGACUAUCAUAACUUAUUGAUAUAUAAAUACAAUAAAACGUCGAAUGACAGUGAUUAAUCGUAAUUAGUUGAUAUUCAAUCACCGAAUUCUUACAAAAUAUUAAGACACUAAUUUGAAAUAGUUAUAGGUAAAUGUAUUAUUUAUGUUAUUGGUCUUCCUCUUUAAUGUGUUAAUUUUAAUUGAUAAUAUUUAACUAUUCAAGAACAAUAUGAGCAAUAAGUGUAUGAAAUAAUUUUACUGUAAUACCUUUUACUAGUUUGCAAACCCAACCCAAUUCAAGUCUUUGUUAUUUUAACAUGCGGGAGAACCUUCGCUCUCGGCGAAGCCGAUAGUUAUUUAGAAAUCCCAUUUUCAAUGUCUAAACUAUUAUUAUGAAAAUCCUUAAUUAUAUUUUGAUUUAAACUUGA